Lotus japonicus is the source of this 2241-nucleotide messenger RNA. RefSeq lists its product as uncharacterized. The record is from RefSeq and is a predicted model, not a curated record. Bases 1 to 2241 code for a protein of 746 amino acids. NCBI's taxonomy places the organism in Eukaryota, Viridiplantae, Streptophyta, Magnoliopsida, Fabales, Fabaceae. Gene Ontology annotation, molecular function: RNA-DNA hybrid ribonuclease activity; nucleic acid binding. The transcript is spliced from 2 exons.
AUGGUCUCUAGACUUAAAGGAGCUUUAGGAGAACUGGUUACUCCAAAUCAAAGCACUUUUGUGGGAGGGCGUCUCAUUCAGGACAAUAUAAUUAUUGCUCAAGAAGCCUUCUAUGGCUUGAAGCACAGGGGGGCUGAGCUUAAAGAGUUCAUUGCAGUGAAGAUGGACCUUAGUAAGGCCUAUGAUUGCCUUGAAUGGCCUUUUCUUAAAAGCAUUUUACAGGCCUACGGCUUCCAUGAUAAGUGGGUUGCUCAAGUGAUGAGUAUUGUGAAGGGGGUAUCUUACAGAUAUAAGAUUAAUGGUUUUGUCAGUGAAAGCCUUACCCCGGAAAGGGGUCUUAGACAAGGUGACCCCUUGUCUCCGUAUUUGUUUGUCUUGGCAGCUGAUGUUCUCUCUCAUUUGCUCCUAAAAGCUCAAUCUGAAGGAAGGCUAAAAGGUAUUCAGCUUGCUCCCACUGCCCCUUGUAUAACCCACCUUCUUUUUGCGGAUGACUCCCUCCUCUUUGCUCGGGCUCACCCUCAAGAGUUGUACCAGUUAAUGGAGAUUUUGAAUACUUUCUCACUAGCCUCUGGUCAAAGGAUAAACACAGCCAAAUCUGGAAUUAUUUGCAGCCCCCUUCUCCCGGCUCAUAGAAGAAAUCAGAUAGCCUCUAUUCUUAAUAUGCAGAUCUGGACUUCUCCUGGACAAUACCUAGGCCUCCCUGGCAUUUGGGGGAGAAACAGAACUACUGCGCUUGCUUGGGUAAAGGAUAGAAUCUUGGGUAAAUUGGAAGGUUGGAAGGAAACUAUGUUAAAUCAAGCUGGGAAGGAAGUGUUGAUUAAAUCUGUUAUUCAGGCAAUCCCCUCCUAUGCCAUGGCGAUUGUGCAAUUUCCUAAGUCCUUUUGUUUGUCCCUUCAUGCUAUUGUGUCUCGGUUCUGGUGGAGGGGUUAUAAAAAAGAUCGUGGGAUACAUUGGAGACGUUGGAAUUACAUGUCAAAGAAGAAAAUUGAAGGAGGGCUUGGCUUUAGAGAUUUCCAACACCAAAAUGUUGCUUGUCUUACUAAACAAGCUUGGAGAUUAGAAGAGAACCCUAAUGCUCUUUGGGCCUCUAUCUUAAAGGCUGUUUAUUAUCCUAAUACCAACUUCUUGCAGGCUAGCACGGGCAGAAGGGCUUCCUGGAUGUGGAAGAGUAUAUUAGAAGGCAGGAACUUAUUAAGGAGGAAGGGAAGGUGGUCUAUUGGUAAGGGUGAGACUGCUAGGAUCUGGGGAGAUCCCUGGCUCUGGACAGGGGAAGUAUUAACCACUGAUAAUCAGCAGUUGCAGGAUUGGAAAGUCAAGGAGAUUACCCUGCCCCAAGGAGGGGGGUGGGAUGGGGAAAAGAUAAGAGGAAUUUUUCAGCCCAUGGUAGCACUUAAAAUUUUACAAACUCCAAUUGGCUUGUCAGGAAAUGAAGACAAAUUGAUCUGGCCCCAUGAGAAAAAUGGACAGUACAGCAUCAGAUCAGGCUAUCAGGUAAUCAAAUCAGAAGAUCAAUCCUACCUAAAUGUGGCCUCUACGUCCAAUUGUCUACCUAAAGAACUCUGGAAUUUCAUCUGGUCAGUAAGUGUUCCCCAGAAGAUAAGGAUGUUCAUGUGGAAAGUGUGUUCCAAUGCACUGGCUCUUAAUGAGAAUCUAUUCAAGAGAAGGGUGUCCAGGAACAAGUUCUGUCCAGUUUGUCUUACUGUACCAGAAACGAGUGAGCAUGCAUUCCUACUUUGUCCCUGGACUAGACCUGUGUGGUUUGGCUCAAUCUUUCAAUGGAACAUUUCACCACAAGGGAGAAAUAGGGUAGUCUUCGAUCAUGAAGCACCGAAUCCUAGAGACACUAUUUUGCAGAUCCAACUGAUGAUGAAGGAUAUUCAUCUAUGUAAACCGAUUCAGACAGAGUCACCGGUAGAAAGAGUAUCAACCAUACCUGGGCCUAAAAGAUGGAUCCCUCCUCCCCAUGGGGUGUACAAGGUGAAUACGGAUGCUAGUUGGCUGCCAGGCUCUCCAACAAGUACAACUGGUGUGAUCAUCCGGUAUGUUGCAGGGAAUUUAAUAGCUGGUAUGUCCACCAGGAGGUUCUCCUUCUCCCCUUUAACCUCUGAAGCUGCUGCGUUAAGAGAGGGAAUUAUUCUGGCAAACAACUUGGGCUUAGAGCAGAUCUGCAUGGAAUCUGAUUGUCUUUCCCUGAUUGAUGCUUGUAAGAACAAAAGAAAACAGGGUGAGACCAAUUCAUAG